Molecule: messenger RNA, 1643 nt
Organism: Branchiostoma belcheri (Belcher's lancelet)
Lineage: Eukaryota; Metazoa; Chordata; Leptocardii; Amphioxiformes; Branchiostomatidae
Exons: 2
Coding region: 5-742 (245 amino acids)
Source: RefSeq, a predicted model, not a curated record
CGACAUGAACCUGGAGGGUGAAGACGCCGACAACGCAUCGGCAACCCCCCUCCCCCUUCCACGUCGAGGCGUCGUCGAGCGAGACUCACGCACGAUAUCGCGAGAGCUGGACCGCCAUCUUGGCCUGGCACAGAAACGACAACAGACAGCCACUAGAGAUCCGAACCGGCCUUCCCUGACUGAAAUCCGGGCAUUAAACCGCCUGGCGGGAAUCGAUCCGGUCCUCGACUACAUGGGGGAGGAUUUCGCACAACAGACGGCGCCAACGCUUCGUCACAGCGCACAACUACCAACGCAGGAGCAGUUCGAACAGGCACCCGUCACCGAGGACGACCCUGGAAAAGCCCUGGCAUGGAAGUUGCUGGAACGAGACACACUGCAGACGCAGCGUCAGGCCUUCGCUGUCGGGACGCAGGCGAAUCACCGCACACAGUUUCGGGCCUACCUAGCCUUCUGUCACUACUUCAACAAACCGGCCUUCCCGGCUACAGCACAUCUCCUCUCGUGUUACGCGCAGUUCCUUGGGCGAUCUCUGAAGUGUCCAGACAGCAUCUCGCACUACCUCUCCUCUGUGAAGCUCCUUCACCAACUCAACGGCGUCUAUUCCCUCGACUUACAAGCCUUCGAAAUAAAGCAGACCUUACGGGGGCCUGAAAAAGACUCUCCAGCACCGACCCCGGGAAUCAAGACCGGUCACCCCAGAAUUACUAAAUCGUCUACAUCGCCAUAUCGAUCCCGCUAACCUCCAAGGACGCGACCAUCUGGGCGAUCCUACUCCUCGGUUUCUUCGCAUACUUCCGAAAGUCAAACCUCGUCCCGUCCUCUACUAAAGCCUUUGAUCCGCACAAACACCUGCGUCGUCGCGACAUCGCCGUCGCCACAGAGGGUCUCGUCCUUCGAAUCUCCUGGUCAAAAACGGUUACAGGCCAACGAGAGAGAAGUCCUGGCACCAAUCCUGGCCAUACCAGGUUCCAACCUUUGUCCAGUCAGCGCCUACAAAAACAUGCUACAUCUCGUCCCAGCAACCCCGGACUCCCCAGCCUUCCUGCUCCCACCUUCCACAAACCGUCCCGCACGACCGGUCACCGCCUCUAUUCUAGAGAAGUCCUUCAAACGUCUCCUGUCCCAAGCCGGCCUGCCACCGAGUUCGUACACCAUACACGACUUACGACGCGGGGGCGUACACCUUAGCAUUCGAAGCUGGGGUGCCCCGGGAAUUACGCCAGCAACACGGGGAUUGGCGAUCGAACGCCGAUCUCCUGUACCUCAAGCUCUCCAUGGCACAACGACUCCGCCUACCUGCAGCUAUGCGCCGACUUCUCUUACUCCGCACCACCUGACUCUCCUAACGCGGUCCCUUCCUCCUUCUUGGCACACACCUCGCAUGCGCUCGGCUUGGCCGUCGAUGUCCGUGACAACCAUCAACCUUAUGUGCAUUAAACGACAUCGAGUGCCAACCCGUCGGACUCUUCUUCAUUGCGUGGUGUAAUUGUGUUGGUAUGGCCAAUCGGGGUCAUACCGGGGAAUUUCACCCGCCAGCAUCACGUGACCUGAGACACGCAACUUCCGGUAGCAGAGCGUCUUGACCACACACGGCGCGGCUACCGCCUCGAAGGGACACGACUCAGCGAACUCUUCCAAAA